Solanum lycopersicum (tomato) is the source of this 1181-nucleotide messenger RNA. RefSeq names its product peroxidase P7-like. Lineage: Eukaryota; Viridiplantae; Streptophyta; Magnoliopsida; Solanales; Solanaceae. Gene Ontology annotation, biological process: response to oxidative stress; hydrogen peroxide catabolic process. The record is from RefSeq and is a predicted model, not a curated record. Gene Ontology annotation, molecular function: heme binding; peroxidase activity.
AUAUUAUACAAAUAUCAUAGAGUUCUUUUACUUUGCUCUAAAAGAUAUUAAAUUUGUUUAUAUUUAAGCAUUAUGGUGUCUCUAAAUAGGAACCUCAUUUUGGCAUUUUUGUGUGUUUUAUUGUGCUUUGUUGUUAGCUUUAGCAAUGCCCAAUUAUCAGCCAAUUUUUAUGGGACGUCGUGCCCUAAUCUGCAGACAAUUGUAAGAAAUGCAAUGACACAAGCUGUGAAUAGAGAGGCCAGACUUGGUGCCUCUAUUCUUCGAUUGUUCUUCCAUGAUUGCUUCGUUAACGGGUGCGAUGCAUCAAUACUACUGGAUGACACAUCAACUUUUAUAGGAGAAAAGAAUGCAAAUCCAAACAGAAAUUCAGCAAGAGGAUAUGAAGUGAUAGACACCAUUAAAACUCAAGUUGAAGCUGCUUGUCCUAACGUUAUCUCUUGUGCGGAUAUUCUUGCUCUUGCUGCUCGAGAAGGCACCGUACUGCUUGGAGGGCCAUCAUGGGCAGUGCCAUUGGGCCGAAGAGACGCAAGGACCGCGAGCCAAAGCGCCGCCAACACCCAAAUCCCCGCACCAUCUUCCAGUCUUGCAACUUUAAUUUCCAUGUUCUCCGCCAAAGGCCUAAGUGCGCGUGACAUGACGGCACUAUCCGGCAGCCACACGAUCGGCCAGGCUCGGUGCACCACUUUCAGAAACCGGAUCUACAACGACACCAACAUCGACCCGCAGUUCGCCGCCACGCGCAGGGCUACCUGCCCUGCUUCCGGCGGCGACGCCAAUUUGGCCCCGUUGGAUAUCCAGACUCCGAACCGGUUCGAUAAUGAUUAUUAUCAGAACCUAGUGGUUCGGCGUGGGUUGCUUCACUCGGAUCAGGAAUUGUUUAACGGUGGAUCUCAGGAUGCGUUGGUGAGGAGUUAUAGUAACAAUGGUGCGAGUUUUAGAAGUGAUUUUGCUGCAGCUAUGGUGAAGAUGGGGAAUAUUAGUCCACUUACUGGAACUAAUGGAGAGAUUAGAACAAACUGCAGGGCUAUUAACUAACUAAGUUGUUAUUACGAAUUUAAAAUUGUCAUAUUUACUAUCGUAAGUUGUUGUAUCACUUCCUCUACCAAAUAUCAGUGUCAAUCAGUUAACUAGACACCAAGUUUACGAAAUAAAUGGAGACUUUUGAAUUUUAUGAUUUUAAA